CGCAAUGCGAGCUGACUUUACACACACACACACAUAUCUGUAGUACACUACACUACCUUCAGUUCUGAUCAUCUGCAUUUCUUCAGGAUGACACAUCUUAUUUGCAACGCCUGCUUUAUCCUGCCUGUUGCUUUACAUCUGCUGUUAUUCCCCAGUCCAUGUUCUGCUGCAGCCACUAGGAAGUGCGGCUCCAUCUAUAAAGGGUUCGCCCAGUGUCUGCUGGCUUUAGGGGACAGUCUUUCUGUCACCGCCCAAAGAGACGAAGACACACAGGAGAUUGACUCUAUUUGCAAGUCCUGGGAUGACUUUCACGACUGCGCAAAUGUCGCCAUGGCCGGCUGCCCGGAUGAAGCUGCUGCAGUGUGGGAGUCUCUGAGACAGGAGUCCAAAAAGAUGCAGUUUUCUGGGAACCUGUAUGAGAUGUGCUCCAGUCGUAGCCAAUCAGCGGCGGCCUCUGAUUCCCAAAGCCCGGAUGAAACAAAUCAGGAAUCAUUAAAGGGUCGCGCUAGUCAUACAAGUCUGAGCCAUUAUACCCUUUUGACCUUUUGUUUUCCUAUACUACUGUUUCCAUGGAUAUAAAUACAUUUCUCUGCUUUCUUAAAAAGACUCACCUCAAAGCAAUCCAGGACAUUGACAAACAUAUUGACUGGUUAUGUUCUUGCAUCAUGAAUAAUAAUGUUUUUUUUGUUCAGUCAAACUUUUCAGAACAACAAAAAAAGUUAUUUUCACACGUGGGAAGGCAAAAUCUUACUCUUAAGUACAAUAAACAUUAGGUGGACCAUAAUGCUCCUCUCUAUUGAUGAUCCUCUAUAGACCUGAUGAGGUAAAAAUAAAGACCCACAAUAAUUUCAGACAAGUCCAUUGUAGUACAAUGGGUAUCAAAGCAAAGACCUCCCAAAAAAGUCAUUAUUUCGCUUCAUACUUUUUAUAGACCCCUAAAAGGAUUAGGUGAAAUGAUUACUACAAAUAAAAGUAAAUCUAAGCAACACAUCUCACCUAUAGGCUUUGCUUAAUAAACCCUCAUCAGACUUGAGGUGUUUAGUUUGAAUGCCUUUGGGUGACAGUUUCAUUGAUUUAGCUUAACAAACAGCACGGUAUUGUGCUCAAAGGUGUUUUUGUACUAAUCUGAAUCAGCAUAGAAAAGGCGUUCAUUUAAUGUUGGUCAGAGUGCAAUGUAUAUAUUGUAUAUACUUACAUACACAUACACUCCUCAUAGAUACUUUUUUAUUUUUUCAAAUAUUUGUAAUUACACAUCAAAAAACUAAUUUAUUAGCUUCAAACAAAUCACCAAACAAUGAUAAUAUAUUGUAAAUAUGACCGAAAUGCUGUAAAGAAUGGCUUAUUUCAUACUGUAGUUCUAAACCUGUCAUUUACUGUAGGCGUGCAACAACUGAAUGAGCAAAUCGAUGGGGGUUAACAGCAUAAACCGAUUAACAACUAAUGAUUACAAAUUGAACGACUGCUGCCAUAAAUAUGAGCGUCUAGUUUGUUUUGGGAGGACAUGUGGUGGUUUAAUGUAUAAAGUAAAUGCGCUGUUACAGAGGUUGUUACCCAGAUCAGCUUUCAUUAUCUACACGCACUACACUGACUCUGCUCGGCUCAGCGGAUUUUUAAGUCAAUGUGAUUUAUGUUUAAUUUUUAGAUUUAAUUGGCAAUCAAUCAUGUUUACCAAUGCAGUAAACUUAUUAAGGAGGGCAAAAGCCAUUUAUUUAGUCAAAGAACAGAAAACUUUAAUGAGGGGGAAUUGCACUACAGUGUCACAAAAUUUGUUUUUGUUUGGUAAUAGCGUUUCCUUGAGAAAUUGUUUUGAUAUUGUUUAUGACAUGUGUUUAACACAGCAUUGCGGCUUGAUCAAAAGCAGACUCUUAAUGCUCCGACCUGUGUUUCUUUGCUAAAAGUCCAAUUAAAAUUUUGUCAUGAUCAGUGAAUGUAGAAAAAAAAGUCUAUAUAGUGACAGUCUCAAUAAUAUAGAAAGGGCUAAUAUGUAUUAUGUCAAUCCUUGCUACUAAAUAGUGUUCAUCCAUAAAUACCUCCUUUAUUGAAACUUCUUUAAUAAUAUAUAAAUAAACACUGUUAUAAUUUUGCUUGACUGAUACAUGUUAAAUGAACUGCAUGUAUAAGACAUUUCCUGUCAAAAGUGUAUUUAUUUAAUUUAGCUAUCUUAUAUAUUGCCGAUUGCAUACUUUUACGCUGUUACCAGAAAAAAAUUCACAAAAAAUAAAUAAAAUCCACUUAAUUUUAAUGCAGAUGUUCUUUGCUUUAAAUGCUUUUUGUUUAGAAACAUUGGUCCUAUCAUACAACUGUCUAUAUACUAUUUGCUAAAUGGCAAUAUACCAUAUAUUACAAAUAAAAGGUGCUGGUAAAUACAGUAAAUAAAACACCCUUGCCUUGGUUUAUGCCCAUAAAACAUGUUGUUUUCUCUGCAAGCCUUGUAAUAUGUGAGAGCUCUCAAACAGAAUGUGUGUAAAUCACCGUUUGUUAUUUUUCUACCUCUUCUAGAUAUUAAUAUUUUAUUGUUCACAAAUGCCUCUGUAAACACAAACCCAUCUUUCUGUUAGUAAGACAGAUUACCUCCAAACACAAGUGAAUCUUACUGUGCACUCCUGCAGUGCUUGUCCAAUCGUUUUUAGGGCAUUGGUAACUCUUGCUUCAUGCUUUUGCAUUUAACCAAGUGAUAUUUCUGUAGAAGUCAUGCAUUCUGUACAAAAACC
Messenger RNA from Paramisgurnus dabryanus, 2711 nucleotides. Lineage: Eukaryota; Metazoa; Chordata; Actinopteri; Cypriniformes; Cobitidae. The record is from RefSeq and is a predicted model, not a curated record.